Eubalaena glacialis (North Atlantic right whale) is the source of this 324-nucleotide messenger RNA. RefSeq names its product TINCR ubiquitin domain containing (gene TINCR). Gene Ontology annotation, molecular function: protein binding. Bases 1 to 324 code for a protein of 107 amino acids. The transcript has a single exon. Lineage: Eukaryota; Metazoa; Chordata; Mammalia; Artiodactyla; Balaenidae. The record is from RefSeq and is a predicted model, not a curated record.
AUGGAGGGGCUGCGGCGGGGCCUGUCGCGCUGGAAGCGCUACCACAUCCAGGUGCACCUAGCGGACGAGGCGCUGCUGCUGCCGCUCACGGUGCGGCCGCGGGACACGCUCAGCGACCUGCGCGCCCAGCUCGUGGGCCAGGGCGUGAGCUCCUGGAAGCGCACCUUCUACUACAACGCGCGGCGGCUGGACGACCACCAGACGGUGCGCGACGUGCGCCUGCAGGACGGCUCGGUGCUGCUGCUCGUCAGCGACCCCAGGUGGCCGGGGGCGGGGACUGGGGGGCGACCUGGGAGCGGGGGCCUGGGGUCGGGGGUGGGAUAG